AUGGCUUUUGAGAAGGGUCGCAAGUUCUCUGCGGGCGCUUCGGCGCACCGCAAGAGGCAGAUGAGCUCGAUCGUGGAGAAGGAAGGUCAAUUCGGACCAUCUCUCACGACCCUCUAUCUCGGCAUUUCCGCCGUGUUCUCGGAUGAUCACACUGCCGUUGUCGCCUUGGCAAUCCACGACACUGUCUACCUGAUCGACUUCUCCGUCAAGCACAUUGUGCUUGACGAUGCCCUGAAAAUGGGCCAGGAUGUCAUUGCCGACUUCGUCAUUAGCGAAGCCGAGAAGUACGAGCAUGAGCACUUUGUCAAGUUCAUUGGAGCCGGCCUGCCCACCACGCUCAAGUACAUGAGCCCCAGUCUGUGCUCCCGCUUGUGGCUGGAGCUGGACAUUGUGCCCAUCGUGAUGCGUCCGGAUGACGACUUCAAGGAGAAGAGUUUCUGGGAUGCCAAGCGCGUUGACGAGCAGGCUGAUUCCAUGGCCCGCAAGUGCAUCAUGAACUUUGGUCCCUCGCUUGUUCCUCUUCUGCAGGUUGGAUUCCGAGGCGUCGUCCAGACUGAUGCUGGUUUCCGCGCCCAUCUCACUACCCUGCAGAACCACAAGGACACGUGCAGUUCUCCCACCUGGGAGAGCAUGUUGACUUAUGCAAAACAGCUUCGUGGGAAUGACAUCCGCGUGGCCUUUUUUAGCUCCACUCCCCAAGGGGGCGGUGUGGCUCUCAUGCGUCACGCACUGGUCCGCUUCGCUCGUCUGAUGGGUGUCAAUCUGACCUGGUAUGUUCCCAAGCCGCGGCCUGGCGUAUUCAGAAUCACCAAGAACGUCCACAACAUCCUCCAGGGUGUCAGCCAUCCCGACCAGCGCAUCACUGCCGAGGAGAAGCAGGCCAUCAUUGAUUGGAUCGAUGAGAAUGCCAACCGGUACUGGUUGUCCGAGGGCGGUCCUCUCCGUCCAGUAGAGGAAGGCGGCGCUCAUGUUGCCAUUAUCGAUGACCCGCAAAUGCCCGGCUUGAUCCCGCUCAUCAAGAAGUUGACCCCUAAUCGCCCGGUCCUUUACCGGUCCCACAUCCAGAUCCGGAGUGACCUCGUUGCCAAGUCUGGCUCCCCCCAGGCCGACAUCUGGGACUUCCUGUGGAGCAAUAUCCAGGAGGCAGACAUGUUCAUUAGCCACCCGAUCCCCAUCUUCGUCCCUCACACGGUUCCGAAGGAGAAGGUCGUCUACCUCCCGGCAACAACCGAUUGGCUCGAUGGUCUCAAUAAGCCAAUGAAUAGUUGGGAUUCUGGCUACUAUGGCCACAUCUACAAUGUUGCGUGCCACUCCCAGCGCAUGACCGAGCUGCACUGGCCGGCCCGCCAGUACAUCAUCCAGGUGGCCCGCUUCGACCCAGCAAAGGGCAUCCCGACUGUCAUUGACUCGUACGCUGAAUUCCGCCGCCGAUGCGAGAAGGCCGGUAUCGUGGACGUCCCUCAGCUCGUCGUUUGUGGCAAUGGAUCGGUCGAUGAUCCUGAUGCCAGUUUGAUCUAUGACCAGACGAUGAAUCAACUUGAGACACACUACCCGCAUCUCAUGAAGGACAUCAGUGUCAUGCGCUUGGAACCGAACGAUCAGUUGCUCAACACCCUCAUCGCCAAAGCUCACGUCGUCCUCCAACUCUCUACUCGCGAGGGCUUUGAGGUCAAGGUCUCCGAGGCUCUCCAUGCUGGCCGCCCCAUCAUUGCCACCAAGGCAGGCGGCAUCCCCCUCCAGGUCAAGGACGGCGUCAACGGCUUCCUUGUCACCCCGGGCGACUGGAAGGCUGUCGCCGGCCACCUCAUGGAGCUCUUCACCGACGACAAUCUAUACAAGAAGAUGAGCUAUGCUGCCAAGACGGGCGUCUCGGACGAGGUCGGCACCGUUGGCAACGCCCUCGGGUGGUUCUACCUCGCCGCCAAAUGGGCCGAGGUUGGCGUCGAGAAGAACGGCAAGGGCGGCCUGAAGGGCAACGAGCGAUGGGUCAAUGACAUGGCCCGCGAGGAGGCUGGUCAUCCGUACUCGGACAACGAGAAUCGCCUCCCCCGUCAUUUCACCGAGAAGAAGAACCUCACCGUGGAUACUGUCGUCGACGCCAAGAGUGCCACGCCAGCUGCACCGGAAGAAGCCCCGGCGGCGGUAGCUUAA
This is a messenger RNA of Phialemonium atrogriseum, 2151 nucleotides long. RefSeq names its product glycosyltransferase family 4 protein. The coding region runs from base 1 to 2151 and encodes 716 amino acids. NCBI's taxonomy places the organism in Eukaryota, Fungi, Ascomycota, Sordariomycetes, Cephalothecales, Cephalothecaceae. The transcript is spliced from 6 exons. The record is from RefSeq and is a predicted model, not a curated record. Gene Ontology annotation, molecular function: glycosyltransferase activity.